AAUUCCACUAGAGGUGCGUAUUUUGGAUAUUAUCCAUGAUUUGAAUGACAUAGAUUGCACCAGAUGAAAAAACAAACGAGGAUGAUUCGUUAAUUUUGUCAAAUAAGCAUCCUCUUGUUCGCAUCUGCCAUCACUUUUCACUUAUCCAAACAAACCCCUUCUUAAUUCUUCCUUUCGUUCUUCGUUAAUGGAAGCCCACAAGUUGUAGCAUCAAUUCCCACUACUUACAGAACAAACUCGUCUGCAAUGGCGAUGCAAACUUCUCACACCGUUAUGUCAUUGAGAAGUUGUUCAUCGUUUAGAAAGACAUCUUCUUUUAGCCUCGUUGAUUUCCAAAGAUGCUCUGCCAUUGAGCUCUCGUCUCUUUUCCGUUUUACGUAUGGCUGUAUUUAUCCUAGGAGUGCGUUUUGCACUCAGUCAAAGCGUAGGUCUCGUGGACCUGUGAUGGCUGCCAAGAAAGAAUCCAAAGGAACAAAGCAAGGAGACGGAAAGUACAAGCAUACCGUUGACCUUCCUAAGACAACGUUUGGUAUGCGAGCUAAUUCUGCUGUAAGGGAACCUGAAAUCCAGAAGUUAUGGGAUGAAAAUCAGGUUUUUAAGAACGUUGCCGAGAAGAAUAGCGGGGGAAGUUUUAUUCUUCAUGAUGGCCCUCCAUAUGCUAAUGGUGAUUUACACAUGGGACAUGCCUUAAACAAGAUUAUAAAGGACAUUAUCAACCGGUAUAAGCUGCUUCAAAACUGUAAAGUCCAUUACGUUCCUGGUUGGGAUUGCCACGGUCUGCCGAUCGAGUUAAAGGUAUUGCAGUCAUUGGACCAAGAUGCACGAAAGGGGCUAACACCAUUAAAAUUGAGAGCAAAAGCAGCUAAAUUUGCCAAAGCAACUGUGAAGGCACAAAUGGCGUCAUUCAAGAGAUUUGGAGUAUGGGCUGACUGGGAUAACCCUUAUCUCACUCUUGAUCCAGAAUAUGAAGCUGCUCAGAUUGAAGUGUUUGGGCAAAUGGUUUUCAAAGGGUACAUAUAUCGAGGGAGAAAGCCCGUUCACUGGAGUCCUUCAUCUCGCACCGCACUUGCAGAGGCUGAGUUAGAGUAUCCUGAAGGCCAUGUUUCAAAGAGCAUGUAUGCAAUUUUCAAAGUAUUAAAUACUCCAGCUAAAGACGGAUUACUCGAUGAAUUUCUUCCCAAAUUGUCCCUUGCAAUUUGGACCACCACUCCCUGGACUAUUCCUGCAAAUGCCGCUGUUGCAGUAAAUCCCAAGCUCCAAUACGCGAUUGUUGAAGUGCUACCCGUUUCACCUGAUGUAGCUUCAUCUUCUGAAGACAAAAACAGAAGAUUUGGUAAUGUUUUAAAAGCCGACGAGACACCCUAUUUCAUUGUUGCAUCGGAUCUUGUGCCAACACUUGAAGCGAAAUGGAAUGUGAAGCUUGUGGUUAAAAAAACAGUUUUAGGUUCAGAUCUUGAAAAUUACAGAUACGCACACCCGAUAAAUGGCCAAGAAUGUCCGGUUGUGAUUGGUGGAGAUUAUAUUACAACCGAAUCUGGAACCGGGCUUGUUCACACAGCACCGGGUCAUGGACAGGAUGAUUAUUUAACUGGUUUAAAAUAUGGUUUGCCGAUAAUAUCCCCAGUAGAUGAUGAAGGAAAGUUCACUGAAGAAGCUGGGAUAUUUAGCGGGCUUGAUGUGUUAGGUGAUGGUAAUGCUGCUGUAGUUAAUCACUUGGAUGAACGUUUAUCAAUUGUUUUGGUAGAACCUUACAAGCACAAGUAUCCGUAUGAUUGGCGAACAAAAAAACCUACGAUUUUUAGGGCAACAGCACAAUGGUUUGCUUCGGUUGAAGGAUUUAGAGAGGCUGCUAUGGAUGCCAUUAACCAAGUUACAUGGACCCCAUCUCAGGCAGAAAACAGAAUUUCUACAAUGACAUCCAGCCGUUCCGAUUGGUGUAUAUCUCGUCAGAGGACAUGGGGUGUCCCAAUUCCAGUCUUUUAUCAUGCAGAGACGAAAGAACCUCUGCUAAACGAAGAAACCGUUGAUCAUAUCAAGUCCAUCAUUUCACAAAAGGGCAGUGAUGCAUGGUGGUACAUGUCAGUAGAAGAAUUGCUUCCUGAGAAUUAUCGCGAUAAAGCAUCGGAUUAUGUGAAAGGAACUGAUACAAUGGAUGUUUGGUUUGAUUCAGGUUCUUCAUGGGCUGCUGUUUUGGAAAAUAGAAAGGGCCUGAGUUUUCCUGCAGAUUUGUACGUUGAAGGUACAGAUCAGCAUCGGGGUUGGUUCCAAAGUUCUUUAUUGACUAGUGUUGCGACAAAAGGAAAAGCUCCGUAUUCUGGAGUUAUAACACAUGGAUUUGUGCUUGAUGAGAAGGGUUUAAAAAUGAGUAAAUCUUUGGGUAAUGUCGUUGAUCCACGUACCAUAAUUGAAGGAGGGAAGAAUCAAGAGGAAGCACCUUCUUAUGGAGCAGACGUACUUAGACUCUGGGUCUCAAGUGUAGAUUAUACAGGAGACGUUUUGAUCGGUCCGCAAGUUCUUCGCCAAAUGUCUGAUAUUUAUAGAAAGCUAAGAGGAACUUUACGGUUUCUUUUGGGAAAUCUUCAUGAUUGGAAAGCUGAAAAUGCUAUUGCGUAUGAUGAACUUCCUGAGAUCGAUCAGCAUGCUCUGUUUCAGCUUGAAAGUGUUGUGAAAAACAUUAAAGAAAGCUACGAAAGCUAUCAGUUCUUCAAAAUAUUCCAGAUCAUUCAACGGUUCGCUAUUGUUGAUCUCUCAAAUUUCUAUUUCGAUGUUGCCAAAGACCGCCUUUACGUUGGUGGGGCUUCAAGUUUUACAAGGAGAAGUUGUCAAACGGUCCUUGCAGUUCAUCUACUGUCGAUAGUGAGAGUAAUAGCUCCAAUCCUACCUCAUCUGGCUGAAGACGUGUGGCAAAAUCUCCCUUUCGAAUAUAAUAUCGACAACGCUGACAUGGCGAAAUUUGUUUUCGAGUCAAAGUGGCCUGAAGAAAAUCAAAGAUGGCUUGCAUUUCCCGAGGAAGAAAUAGAAUUUUGGGGGAAAAUACUUGAGUUGAGAACUGAAGUAAAUAAAGCUUUGGAGAGCGCGCGCACCGGCAAACUUAUCGGUUCCAGUCUGGAGGCGAAGGUGUAUCUCCAUAGCUCUGAUGAUAAUCUUGCUGAGAGAUUAACGAACAUGUGUGAAGCUAAAGUUGAUGCUGACUCACUGCAUCGCAUAUUCAUAACAUCUCAGGUUGAGAUUCUUUCUACGUUGGAUGAUUUACCAACAAAAAAUAUACCAUAUUCUGGAGAAUAUUUAAUUCAAGGAGAAAAUAAAAUAUGGAUCGGAAUAUCGCGCGCAGACGGUACAAAAUGUGAAAGAUGCUGGAAUUUUUCACCUCAAGUUGGUUCAUUUAUUGAUCACCCGACACUUUGCAAACGUUGCUAUGAUGUUAUUGCUGGCCAACCACUUCCUGCUCUUGCAGCUGUCAGUUGACGUGUAGGUGAUCUCUUGACGGAUAAAUUUAUCCCCUAGAACCGGCAUAAUGGGAAGAUUUGAAAACGGGUCAAAAGGGUACUUUGUAUGGAUCGGGUUGACCCAAAACACAUUCGUUUAGUGUCUGCAGAUUAUAAAUCAUGAAACAUGAUCUGUGAUGCAGUGUGUUCUAUUUAUCUGCAAUAAAAGUCUUGUGCAAUUUAUCAUAAUGGAUUACUUUUUCACAUACGAUUCGUAAAGAUAAUAACUUACAGGUGACGGUUUCAACUUAAUUACUUAUGAAUGGAUCAAUUCGGGUUAUGUUUUAUCUCUG
Molecule: messenger RNA, 3778 nt
Organism: Helianthus annuus (common sunflower)
Lineage: Eukaryota; Viridiplantae; Streptophyta; Magnoliopsida; Asterales; Asteraceae
Product: isoleucine--tRNA ligase, chloroplastic/mitochondrial
Exons: 22
Coding region: 247-3465 (1072 amino acids)
Biological process (GO): isoleucyl-tRNA aminoacylation
Cellular component (GO): cytosol
Molecular function (GO): aminoacyl-tRNA deacylase activity; ATP binding; isoleucine-tRNA ligase activity
Source: RefSeq, a predicted model, not a curated record